Poecilia latipinna (sailfin molly) is the source of this 5321-nucleotide messenger RNA. Its product is annotated as probable ribonuclease ZC3H12C. The record is from RefSeq and is a predicted model, not a curated record. The coding region runs from base 804 to 3482 and encodes 892 amino acids. Gene Ontology annotation, cellular component: nucleus; cytoplasmic ribonucleoprotein granule. Gene Ontology annotation, molecular function: mRNA binding; RNA endonuclease activity; metal ion binding. The transcript is spliced from 6 exons. Lineage: Eukaryota; Metazoa; Chordata; Actinopteri; Cyprinodontiformes; Poeciliidae.
UGAGUUUUAGGGUUAGGCCUGUAUUGGUAAUGGUUAUAUUUAAUGUAAUGGGCCGUAGAAAUGAAUGGUAGUUAAUGCAAAGUCCAUGUAAUGAUAGAAAGACAUGGUGUGUGUGUGUGCGUGUGUGUGCGUGUGUGUGUGUGUGUGUGUGUGUGUGUGUGUUUGUGAGGUUAAAAUAGGGGAGGGCAGCAAAGGGGUGGAGCUAUUUUACCAUAUCUUAGUGGUCUCUUUUUAUUGGUAGAUGGAUGGGGGAUGUUUGGAGAGUGUUGAGAGGAAGCUUUGCUCAAGUCAGGGAGUGAGAGAUGUUAGCUAGUUGUCAGAUAAGCUGCCUUGGUUCGGGGAGACGGAGCAGCCUCAGUGCAGGGAGGGGAUGGUAGACGAGUUACACUCCAUCUGUUGUCAGUCACAUUGAUAAACCUGCAGCUUCGGGACAUUUUGCACUGAGUUUCCUGAUCAAAAAGGAGAAUGUAAAAGGUUGACCUCGACUUCAUCUUCUCAGGUGGAUCCUGUUGCAAUUUUCUCCUUGUUUUUAAACAAAAAAAAAAAAAAAGGGAAAUUGUCAAUAACUUUGCAUACUGGGCUUAUUUCACCACCAACAAUUCUGGGAAAUCCCCGUCUUUAGACUGUCGGCCUUGCUCCUGAACUGCCCAAAGGUUGCGUUUCGUGACAGAACUUUUCUCCAGUUUGGUUUUGGAUCUGAGCGGGCCUGUCUGUGAGCGGUCAGAUACCAGAUACUGGUGUGGGCUUGAUCCGGUGCCUGGGAGCUCACAGAGGAAGAGGAGCUGGAUGUAUGAAGAGGCUUCAUGGGCCUGAAGGACCAUCUGGAGGAUGGAACUGGCCACAUGCUCAGCCUGGGGCUGGAUCUGGACUAUCUCCAUGUGGAUGGUGCUGAGAAGCAGACGCCCCCAAACACUCUGAAGGCCUCCGACGUCCUGCAGGUCCGAGGCGGCGCCCAAAGCAGGAGCGGCUACAGUAUCGGCGGGAGCACCAACAGUCUGAGUACAAACCUGAGUUACAGCAGCAGCAGCAGCUGCAGCAAUUUUUCGGAGGAGAGCGCCAUUUCUGACAAUGAAGAAGAACAGCAUCAGGUUAUCUCCGAUUCCGGGCUCAACGUCUCCCACCGAGAUCAGCUGGGCUUACCUCGGAGCUCCUCUCUGCAGUGCAAGCAGGUCAGGCUGGACCUGGCGCCACACCUGUCCACAGGAGAUCUAACCCGGUCGAAAGCGCUAGCGCCUGCGGACCUUGUUUCGGACUGCCGCACCAAGGUCGAGUUCGCUCUGAAGCUGGGCUACGCCGAGGAUCUGGUGCUGCUAGUCCUGAGGAAACUGGGCCCAGACGCACUUAUUAACGACAUUCUGGGAGAACUGGUCAAACUGGGAACCAAGACAGAGAUGGAGCAGCAGAAAGGUCCAGCUGUGUCCCAGUCUCCUUCCUCCUCUUUGUCUUCCUUGGCCUCCAGCUCGUCCCUGGAGUCCUGUCGGCUGCCGUCCCCUUCGCCGCUGCUGGAAGACAAAGACAACUUUCGGCCCGUCGUCUUAGACGGCAGCAACGUAGCCAUGAGUCAUGGAAAUAAGGAAGUGUUCUCAUGCCAAGGGAUCCAGCUGGCUGUUGACUGGUUCUUGGAUCGAGGUCACCGUGACAUCACGGUUUUUGUCCCCGCCUGGAGAAAGGAGCAGUCGCGACCUGAUGCUCUCAUCACCGAUCAAGAGAUCCUGAGGCGACUAGAGAAAGACAAGAUACUGGUUUUCACUCCAUCUCGGCGCGUUCAGGGGCGACGUGUGGUUUGCUAUGAUGACAGAUUCAUCGUCAAACUGGCAUACGAAUCCGAUGGCAUAAUCGUUUCCAAUGACAACUACAGAGACCUAGCCAACGAGAAGCCAGAGUGGAAGAAGUUCAUUGAUGAGCGCCUGCUGAUGUACUCCUUUGUCAAUGACAAAUUCAUGCCUCCAGAUGAUCCUCUUGGACGCCAUGGACCGAGCCUGGAAAACUUCCUGAGGAAGAGGCCAGUUGCUCCUGAACCCAGGAAGCAGCCCUGUCCUUAUGGGAAGAAGUGCACAUAUGGCCACAAGUGUAAAUUUUACCACCCAGAAAGAGGCAGCCAGCCCCAACGCUCGGUGGCCGAUGAGCUCCGUGCCAGCGCCAGAAUAUCGUCAGUAACUUCCAGAGGCCUGCUGGAACAUACGAUGAUGGCAAAGAGCCAAAGCAGCAGUCAACCAGAAGAGAUGCCUGAAGCCGACAGUAAGCUACCAAACCAGAGUCCUCGGAGUGCGCCCUCUGACCUCACUGAGGACAGACUCCAAAGUUUCUCCAAACCAGAAAGGUACAAGGGAAGCCACGUCAUCGGGGGACAUACUUCAUCAGGGUUGUCCCACUCACUAGGACAUCUGGACAUCUGGGCGCAACUCGAGGAAAGCAGUGGAGCCUACAGUUUGGGUUUAGUCGAAACUUACAACAGAUGUGAUUCUCCAGAGGGGGGCUGCAGGUCUCUGGUCAAGGCCUAUUCAGGUCUCCGUCUUAUGGUACCACAGACCCCAGAAAGUCUCUUAACCACUGAUCUGCAAGCAGGUUCCCUGCUAUCCGAAUGCAGCAGCGACGGCAGCAUUAGCUCAGAUUCCUUUUCCCCUGACUCUAUGUCAGACAACAGCCCUAAGUGCCAACAUCACCUUCCUCACUACCAUCAUCACUAUAGUGGCUCGUAUGGUCAUGUGGCAAGCCGGGUUUCCCCUGGAAUGGGCCAGCAUUCCCCUUAUGGAUACUCUGUUACUCAAAGACCUCAAGCGUCUGUCUCUGAAGAACUUCCUUUUCCAGUCAGCUCUCACGCAUCUCCACGCCAUCGCAAGACCACUUCAGCAAACAUCGUACCACAGCAUCAGCAUCUACUUUUAGGUAACUAUCCGGGGGAACAACCACCUCGUCUACCUCAAACAUCUGCUGCUCAUCCUCAUUCCCAGAACUCACCCUUCGGUCCGAACGCGUCGGCUCUGUGGGAAGGUGACCUCCAGGACUCCACAACAUACAAAGGAUCACCAGUUAACUGUAGAAGAAACUACUCUGGGUCAACCCAGCACCCUCAGCAUAAGACGCACUGGGAUUCCCACCACGAGCCAUCGACCAGGCCCUGCUAUGAUCUGUUUUCCUACAAGAGCUUCCCCCCACUUCACGGCAAGGGUUGGCACACCCCCUGGGUCCAGCAGCUCCCAUCAUCCCCCCACGGUCUGUCGGCUUCAAGUGUCCCACCGCCCCCACAGCAGUCCCUCAGGUCCAUUGCCACUCACAGGAGUCACCUGCAGAACGAGCGCCACUACUCGGGGCAUCUUUCCUCGGGUCAGUACCAGGACCUGAGGGAGAGGGUUUUCGUCAACUUAUGUGCCAUCUUCCCACCAGAUUUGGUGAGGAAGGUGAUGGCCAAAAACCCUCACAUGACGGAUGCUCAAGAGCUUGCAGCCUCGAUUUUGAUGGAGAAAUUGCAGCAUGUUUCUUAAAACUUCUCAGGUUGAUUUCUUCCAAUCAAGUCACCAAUGAAACCCUGCUGUGGCUUUGGGGAAGCUGUUCAUCUAAUGGUAUCUUUGCAAAUAGAAGUCCUAAAACGACCAUAUCUUUGUCUAAAUGCGUCUUUUAUUUCAGCACUUAAAAUGGGAAAAGUUUGGGAUUAAACUGUUGUCAUAAUAGUUCAUAAUGGACAGUUUAUGGGGGACACUUCUUCGUAUUUAUUUGUUAUAUUUUAAGUUAUUGAAAUUAAGUUUUUGGCACUUUCUGUUAUUGUGUGUGUUUUAUUUUUGUCUUAGCUUUUUCUAUAGGGGCAAUCAUAUCAGGGUAUAAACUGAACCGUCUCUCUUGAAACGUCAACACAGCCUGCGUAAAAUAAUAUAUUUAUGUCUCUUAUCUUUCUUCUUUAUGUUGGAAAUGCAGUUCUGCUCCGAUCGCAUUUCUGGUUCAGCCGGCUCGACUUGCUGAUCUGGUUUUUCUGUCUGCACAGAGACAGGUGCCACAUUGGGUCGUUGUGAGAUGUUGUGGAUUUCCCCCGCAGGGAAGUGAAACUUCAGCAGCACCCACAAGAGAUAGCAAAAACUCCACUUGAAAACCCCAAGCUGUUUUUUACCACAGAGAAAAAAAAGCCAUUUCCUCUGCUCAGACUCCCCUGUGAGCUAACUUCCUACUUCAUCAUGUCUGAGCACAGAUUUUGUUUUCCUAAAACCACAAACAUCCUCCCUCUUUUUUCGUAUCAAAAGAAUAAAUUGUUUCAAAGUAUGGGGCCAAAAUGUUAAUACUGAAUAGUUUUUUUUUUAUUUAUUUAAAAUAUUUUAAUUUAUUGCCUAUGAUGCGUAAGACACAGGGUCUCUGUCUAGUUUAAUCUUCCAGAGAUGGGGAAUAACUUCUAACCAUGACUUUCAGUAUCUGCUGAGUGCAACCUGUGGAAGAAAACCUACAGAUGAUUUGACCAGACGAGCAGCUUGUAGACAAUGGAAACCAACAGUCACGUUAAAAGAAAGCACCUCUUUCAGUCUUAUGGUUUGCAUAUCAUGACAUGAAAAUCCUUUGGUUUUACGAUUACUUCAAUCUAACCUCAAGAGUUAGAUUGAAGUAAAACUGCACAACAGAUUCGGCGCUCACGUCGUUUGUACCCAGAGAUGAAGUCCAGGUGGAAAAGCCGGGCUCAAAAGAAUUGAAGUACAAAUGAUUGAAAAGCUUUUAGGAUCACGUUUAGCAACAGAAAAAAAAAUUGCAGUCAUUUUCCUUGAGGCUGUUUGUUCCAGUCAUGUUUGUUGUUUUGAAGGAAUUUUUGGCACAAAUUUUCUUCCCAACAGAUUCAGGUCGUUAAACUUGAGCUCUGCUCCUUUAAGGUUCCACCACGGCUUUUCAGCAAAGCUGCAGUCUGCAACUUUUUUAGCGAUUCUGUUGUAAAUUUCCAACUUUUUUUGGGAUAACUGUAUUGAUAUCUACCAGUACAAUUUUUUUUAGUAUUAUUUUUGUGCAAACGUCUGUGGCAUCUUUUCCAUAUUUGUUUAAACCUUAGAAAUGAAAGAGGGAAUACUUUCUCUUGUCUAAGACUGGUUACCGUACGUUUGAGCUGUACACAAUUAUAGUGGAAACAAUAAUUUCCUAUAUAUAUAAAUUCUUACAAGACCGUUCAUAAGACAAUAAUGUGGACAUGAUUUUAUUUUUCUAAAUGUUCUGCUGUUUUAUUUAUUGUAUUGUGAUUAAUUAUUGUUAAUUCUGUCAACCUUCCUUGACUCUACAGUUAAGCCCAAAAUUAUUCAAAACCCCAACAAGUACUGACUCAAAAUUAACUUUAGGUUUUUAUGAAAAAAAUGUUAAAAAAU